UUAAAAAAUAGAAAAGAGAGACAUAAGUAAAGACUGUGCGUGAUUAAAGGCUGUAGGAUACAGAGAGCUUACAAUGGUACUUGCAAAGUAUAUGUUGAUUAGUUUUCUAAUGUUGACCAAUGCUGCGUUGGAUCUCCAGGCCAUUGACGUCGAGAAAGGUGGCAACAGAACUUGCAACAAACAAGCAAUUGAAGAAAUACUUAAGAACAACACUAAAUUGGUAGAUGUAGCAUCAAUACGUGAAGAGUGCUUAUCUAUAUAUCAGAAAUGCUUUAGGAUUCCUUUUUCGAUAGACGCUGUGUAUGCUAAUCGCCGAGUCACGAGACAAACACACCUCCUCGUAACAUUGCAAAAUGUUAAAACAGGUUGUUGGGGAUAUUUAGUAAACAUAUACAUCAAUGAUGCUGAAUUAUACCUUUCCAAGUACAAAUUACAAGAAGAGAUUAUGGGACGUUAUUUGAUAGCUGAUCAUAAAUUAGUUUACGAUGUACCAUACGUCAUAAAUGUCACACAAAUUCCAUCUGGCCAAACGCAAACUCUUAUCAUACAGAAAACCCCAUCAAAAUGCGAGAUUGCUGCCGUAACAUUCAGCAGAACUAAUGCAGAAAAGGCAUUUUCCAAUUGUCUCAAGCCUCCAGGUUUCUCCGAAAUAAAAAAUAGCAUGUCAAAAGUAUGCAAGCAUUUUUCAAAUGACAUCAUUAAAGUUACUCGAUACUUAAACCAAUCUAAAUUGACACAAAAUCAUUGUAGACUUGUGCCGUUCAAUUUUUCUGCUGAAGGAAAGUUGACAAAGAAAUCACAAAUCAAAACACACAUCAUCGUUGUUUCCAUAGGAGGCUUAUUGAUAAUCUUAAUUCUGGUUGUCUUUAACAUAGUUAGGAAGAUAAAACAGAAUUUCAUCGGUUCACACAAAUGGUCCCGAGAAUCACGAAAAAAAGAUUUUGGCUUUAAGGAAGAAGAAAAGCAUGACACAAUUACAAGGGUAAUGAUCUUAAAUCGUCCUGGAUGCGAGCUUCUGGACACCUUAAUGAGAGAUUUGGCGUUAGUUUUGAAAGCCUAUGGUAUAGAUGUAAAAUUGUCACUGCUGGAACAAAGUCAAAUAGAUGCUGAAGGAGGAAUAUCGUCGUACAUACAAAGAAAUAUCGACUCAUGCGAUUAUGUUCUAAUACUCUUUACGGAACACAACAAAGAACACACUUCAUCAAAGCACAGACCAUACGAAUUCGCUUUGAAACUCAUAACUGCAAUGGCAUAUCAUCAAAACAGCAGUUUUCAAUUUAUUCCUUUAUACCUUACCAGUUACGACAAAGCAAUAACCCUUAUACCCUCUUUUCUAUUGGCAACACAAGAUGCCGGAUACAGGAUACCUAAGAACAUAAUGAGUUUAGUUACACGACUUUCAGGCGGAAAGAAACCAAUUAAAUCAAAAGAGAUGCUACCCAAAUUAAAUUUCUUUUUAAACAGAAUGAGAGCAACAUGUAAAAAAGUGGAGUCCAAAAAACAUAAAGAAUGUAGCGAAGGAGAUUGUGAUAAGGGAGCACUGUACGACAGUGUGAGCAAUUUAUCGUCAGUAUUCGCUUCCACUGCACCUUCGAAAUGGCCAUCAUUUCACUCAAUUGCUAAUUACGCAGAAGAUGGAGUUUUUCUACAACAUGAAGUCUUUUCGAAAAGCAACCUUGAACCAAUACCAGUAUAAUGGUAAUGAUGAUUCAAUGUGAAACCAAGAGUAAGCAGGAAAUCAUAAAUAAUAAUUUGUUGCCUGGUUGUUAUUACCCUUGUGAUAUGACACAUAAAUUUUGUAAUAUGUACAUAAGUUCUGUGAUAUGGCCCUUGUUUAUUUGAGGGCUAUCUUUAGCAUGUAUAAAUAUUUUUGAAAAAACUAAUGUAGAUUAUUUGUAAGCUAGAUUUUAA
Hydractinia symbiolongicarpus is the source of this 1911-nucleotide messenger RNA. RefSeq lists its product as uncharacterized. The coding region runs from base 74 to 1696 and encodes 540 amino acids. NCBI's taxonomy places the organism in Eukaryota, Metazoa, Cnidaria, Hydrozoa, Anthoathecata, Hydractiniidae. The transcript has 12 exons. The record is from RefSeq and is a predicted model, not a curated record.